Eupeodes corollae is the source of this 1579-nucleotide messenger RNA. Its product is annotated as pre-mRNA-splicing factor 38B. The coding region runs from base 218 to 1300 and encodes 360 amino acids. The record is from RefSeq and is a predicted model, not a curated record. The transcript is spliced from 6 exons. NCBI's taxonomy places the organism in Eukaryota, Metazoa, Arthropoda, Insecta, Diptera, Syrphidae. Gene Ontology annotation, cellular component: precatalytic spliceosome.
UUGAUUUUUUCAUUCUUCUGUAGUGUGCGGUGAAAUAUUUUGCAAGGAACGUAAAAAGUUUUUUUUUCUGUUUUUCCCUUUGGAAUUUUCUGAAAUUCUAAAUUUUUGAAGAAUUAUUAUUUUUAGAAAAUUUAGUUUCUAAAAAACAAAUGUUUGGAUUGUAAAAUUUCAUUAAAACCAAAUCCGAGUUCACAAACAAACUAACUAAAGAACAAUAAUGGAACAGGAAGAUUAUCAUGCCCCGCCAAAGAAAAUUGGCAAACAACACAACACUUUGCCAUUGUGGGGCAAUGAGGCUUCAAUGAACUUGAACCCACUCAUAUUGGCCAACAUUCAGGGGUCCAGCUAUUUCAAAGUGCACUUGUUUAAAUUGAAAACCUAUCAUGAAGUGGUUGAUGAAAUUUACUAUCAAGUCAAACAUUUGGAACCAUGGGAACGUGGCUCGAGGAAGACGUCUGGACAGACUGGAAUGUGUGGCGGAGUGCGAGGAGUGGGUGCGGGUGGAAUUGUCUCAACUGCGUUUUGUCUACUUUACAAACUGUAUACGCUGCGCCUUACAAGGAAACAGGUUAAUGGCCUCUUAAAUCAUUCAGAUUCACCAUAUAUCCGGGCAUUAGGCUUUAUGUACAUUCGCUACACUCAGCCACCAGCCGAUUUGUACGAUUGGUAUGAGGAUUACUUACUUGACGAGGAGGAAAUUGAUGUGAAGGCUGGUGGUGGCCAGACAAUGACUAUCGGACAAAUGUCCCACCAAUUUCUUACUAAGCUCGAUUGGUUCUCGACACUUUUUCCUCGUAUACCUGUACCGAUUCAGAAACAAAUCGAGAAACGUCUUGAAAACUUUUGUAUGGUGAACAAAGUGAAUUUCAAUCAGUAUAAUGUUCGACCUGGUGCUGCUCCGAGUGGGGCGCGUGGUGUACCUGGUACUGGGUUAGCCGGAGGUAGUUCGAAUCAGUAUGAUGGCGAACGUGAAUAUGUCGAUCGAGGGAGAAGAGACGAUCGUGACAGGGAGUAUUAUGGCCGCGGUGCUGGUAGUGCGGUGGGGAGCUACCGUCCAGAACAUGACGAACGCAACACCGGCUUUCACGACUAUCGUAGGCCUGCAGAUGACCGUCACAACAGAUCGCCAUCAACUCGCGAUCGCUCUGAGCGGCGUGAAAAACACAAAAAGAAGCACAAACAUAAGUCUCGAAGCCGUAGUCGUAGUCGUGAUCGUUAUAGAGAGCCCUCGAAAAGCAGCUAUCGCGGCGGUGGAGGUUCCGAACGGGACUAUGAUUCCUACGACAGAAGAUAUCGUUGAACAUAUUUUUUUUUACAACCAGCUGUAGACGGGAAAGACACAAAAUUGAAACAUGUUAUGGAUCUACAAUAGUUUUUAAGGAACACACAAAUUUGCUAUAUAUCAUUUUUUAAUUAUUAUUUUUUGUUUACUAGCGUAUAAUAUUAACAUAGGCGAAUUGUUGAUGCUCAGGUUAAAGUUUUUAACUUUUAUGUUUUUAUCUUGCUCAGUUGAAAAAAAAUCACUAAGAUCACACUAAAACGCGCGAAUUAGAAUAAUAAACAAAAUACUGAUAUGAAA